Molecule: messenger RNA, 1664 nt
Organism: Beta vulgaris subsp. vulgaris (sugar beet)
Lineage: Eukaryota; Viridiplantae; Streptophyta; Magnoliopsida; Caryophyllales; Amaranthaceae
Product: protein phosphatase 1 regulatory inhibitor subunit PPP1R7 homolog
Exons: 6
Coding region: 181-1197 (338 amino acids)
Molecular function (GO): protein binding
Source: RefSeq, a predicted model, not a curated record
UAUCCAAAACUCGAACUCUCCCCAAGAAAUGGGGAGGGAAAGAAAAUGCACAAGCAUUUAAGCAUAUGCUUCUUCAUCAUCUUUUCCACCUUUCCCCUAAUUUUACAAGCUCCAUUUUCGUAAAUAAACAAACGAUUCUCCACAUUCAUCACCCUUUCUCUCUCCUCCAAGCUUUCUCCCAUGGCGGAACAACAACCUCUCGAACAUUCCGACGAUCUUCAUCUCGCAACAAACGAAGAAGACGACGACUCAGAAACUCUCACCUCUCUCGACCUAACGAGUUACCAGCUCCACGACCUCGACUCAGUCGAGUUACCUCCGAGUUUGACCGAGUUAGAUUUAACUGCGAAUCGUCUCUCUCAAUUAGAUCCUCGAAUUUGCCUUCUCUCUCACCUUAAAAAACUCUCUCUUCGUCAAAACCUCUUCGAUGAUGCCGGCAUUCAAUCUCUCUCUCAUUCUCAUGCCAUUUCUUCUCUCGAGGAAUUGGUACUCAGAGACAAUAAGCUUAUGAAGAUACCAGAUGUCAGCAUAUACAAGGAUCUUGUGGUGUUUGAUGUAUCUUUCAAUGAGAUAUCUUCCUUAAGUGGGCUGUCAAAGGUCUCCAAUACUCUCAAAGAGCUUUAUGUGUCCAAAAAUGAAGUGACUAAGAUAGAGGAGAUAGAGCAUUUUCACAAGCUGCUAAUUCUCGAACUUGGUUCUAAUAAAUUGCGGGUAAUGGAGAACCUAGAAACUUUGAUUAACUUGCAAGAGUUGUGGCUCGGUCGGAAUCGGAUUAAAGCUGUAAACUUAUGUGGAUUAAAAUGCAUUAAAAAACUUAGUUUGCAGAGCAAUCGCUUGACAUCUAUGAAAGGAUUGGAGGAAUGUGAAGCCCUUGAAGAAUUAUACCUGAGCCAUAAUGGUAUUUCAAAGAUGGAAGGGUUAUCAACUUUGGCAAACCUUCGUGUGUUAGAUAUUGCAUCAAAUAAGCUAACAGCAAUAGAGGAUAUUGAAAAAUUGACAAGGUUGGAAGAUUUGUGGCUUAAUGAUAACCAGAUUGCGUCUCUGGAGGGUAUGGCUGACAUAGUUUCUGGUUCGAAGGAGAAGAUCACCACUAUCUAUCUCGAGAAUAACCCAUGUGCAAAAUCUCCCAACUACACUGCCACUUUGAGACAGAUCUUCCCAUAUAUUCAGCAAAUUGACUCUCAAAUUUUUGCUUAGAUAGACUUGAUCGCGCAAGAGUGUCUAAAUUCAAUUAAAGACAGCUGAAAUUACAAGUUUUGGCAUCUCGUGUAAUACAAAUCAUGGAGAUGAAGUGUGAAUUGAGAGCGGCAUAGGACCCGAGUGCGAAUUCUCGAAAACCAAGGAGCCAAGGACCGACCUUCAAGCCCUUGUUCUUUUUAGAAUUCUUUAUAAGGCGCAAGAGACCAUUGAAAGUACUCUUACACAAGCAAUUGGAUCUUAUUUAGAAGCAUGAUAUAGUGAGGAUCUCCAUCACCUCUUCCCAAGCUGUAUACUUAUACAAGUUUUCAGUGUUGAUGCUGACCGAAGAAUUAAAAUUUUGGAGUUUUCUUGUUUGUUUCCAAUUCUCCAAUUUAAUUAUAGGAUUUAUACAAGAUUAACCUCUUGAACAUCCUUUUGUAUGCUAUUGAUCCUUUUGUGUUUGAACCAGUUUUUCAAGUAUGUCA